UUUGCAAGAUGGCGGCGUCUGUCAAAAGUACACUGUUGCGCUGACAGGAGGGACGGACGGUCCUAAGAUAUGAGUAUUAUAUAAAGUACGCGUUAGACAGGUGCAAAUAGACUGUACUAAUCCUACGGAUUAAUAGUGAAUAAAACUACAAAUACAAGAAUGUCGUUGCAACGAAAGUAGAAAAAUUUGGAGCUACCUUUGAUACAAGUAUGGAAAAGAGGGGCAGUGCAGAGCUUCUUAGUGCGGAGCAAAGUAACUCGAAGAAUGCCAGUUCAGAUUCCCUCAACUCAGACAGCAAGAGCAGUUCGCUUAAUUCGAAAAUGGGCCAAGAAUCGGAGAGUUGGGAUAAAGCGUCACAUUCAAAAAGUUUUUCCUCAAGCUCUACUUCAACAGAUAAUAAUAUAGUCUCUGCUCUAGAGGCUAAAAAAGAUAAUCAAGUAAAAAAUUUGUCUGGAGGGGAUACGGGACCACCACUCCUGAAUGGAGAACGAAUGCAAGGAAUUCCGCACGAAGUCACAUAUUUGUGUCCUUAUUCGGGACCUGCCAGGGGGAUUCUUAGUGUUACAAACUACAAGCUCCAUUUUCGUAGUAUAGAUCGAGAAACGCCUUACAUUGUUGAAGUGCCGUUGGGCGUCGUCAGCCGAAUUGAAAAAGUCGGCGGUGCGUCGAGUAGAGGAGAAAAUUCUUACGGGAUCGAAAUAUUUUGUAAAGACAUGAGGAAUCUCAGAUUUGCACACAAGCAAGAGAAUCAUUCCAGACGAGAUGUGUUCGAGAAGCUACAACAGUAUUCCUUUCCAUUAUCUCACAAGUUACCUUUGUUUGCCUUUGAAUACUCCGAGUCGUUUUCUGAAAAUGGUUGGAAUGUUUACGAGCCUAUCGCAGAGUUGAAAAGAAUGGGUGUAAAUAAUGAUAUGUGGAAGAUAUCCAAAAUCAACGACACGUAUUCGCUAUGCGACAGUUAUCCAGCUGUCUGGGCAGUGCCUGCUGCGGCGACCGACGAGGAUCUUCAAGCAUCCGCCUCUUUUAGAAGUAGAUUUAGAUUGCCGGUUCUCUCGUGGAUCCAUCCGGAAAGCCAAGCGACGAUAACUCGUUGCGCACAGCCACUAGUAGGCGUCGGCGGUAAACGGAGUCGCGAGGACGAGAGGUACGUCCAGCUGAUAAUGGACGCCAACGCACAAAGUCAUAAACUCUUCAUCAUGGACGCGCGGCCGAUGCCAAACGCGAUAGCGAAUAAGGCGAAAGGCGGCGGAUAUGAGAGCGAAGACGCUUAUCAGAACGCGGAAUUGGUCUUUCUCGAUAUUCACAAUAUACAUGUUAUGAGGGAAAGUCUCAGAAAGUUAAAAGAAUUAUGUUUCCCUACAAUCGAUGAAGCUCGAUGGUUGUCUGGCAUAGAAUCAACAAUGUGGCUCAAACAUAUCAAGUGUGUUCUCGCUGGGGCUGUGAGAAUUGUGGAUAAAGUCGAGAAUCAUAAGACCUCUGUUCUAGUUCACUGUUCCGAUGGUUGGGAUCGAACAGCACAGCUUACAGCUCUCGCAAUGUUAAUGUUAGAUCCAUAUUAUAGAACGGUCAAGGGAUUCGAGGUACUAAUAGAAAAGGAGUGGCUUAGUUUUGGGCACAAAUUUCAACAGAGGAUAGGCCACGGAGAUGAACAUCACAGCGAUGCGGAUAGAUCGCCGGUGUUUCUACAAUUUAUCGAUUGCGUAUGGCAAAUAACGCGACAAUUCCCCAACGCUUUCGAAUUCAACGAACAUUUCUUAAUCACUAUAAUCGAUCAUCUCUAUUCUUGCCGAUUCGGCACAUUCUUGUUCAGCAGUGAACGGGAAAGGAUACACGAACAAGUGAAGCAAAGAACAGUCUCUCUCUGGUCGUAUACCAACAGUCAAUUACCUCUCUACCUGAAUCCGCUUUAUCGUUCUGGCACGAAUUAUCAGCUUGUCCUAAUGCCAGUCGCGAGUAUGCGGUAUAUCAAACCAUGGAAGAGUCUUUAUUGCAGAUGGAACCCCAGUAUGCGACAGCAGGAUCCGGUCUAUCAAAGAACGAGGGAGCUUCUAGUCUUGAAAGAGCAGCUCGAGAAACAAUUGGAGGAAGGUAGGCGUGAACAGGCGUCUAGAGCGAAUCGGUCUGUAACUUCGCCGGCGCCACCCAGGAUACAUUCCCCGGUUCACACAUAGCGUCGUUGGAAACUUGGAUCGUCUGAUAAUCUUUGUAGUUUUGUAAAUGAGCUAUAAACUCUUGGUCUACUCGAGCCAGUAUAAGAUAUUUUGACUGAUUCCGCUUGUGGAUGCUAUGUACAAUACGCCCACACUCGAUAAAGAUAAAUCUAGACUCGUAUGCGCAUUUGUCUGCAGUUCAAUGAAUUCAUCGCAACCGUAAGUUAAGUGCAACGCUCCUUCCAAUUGCAAUUUAAACACCAAUGUAAACUAAUAUACCCGGCCUUAUCCCAUUCAUCGAUAUAUCGAGAUUUCGCAUAAACAGCGGAAUAAUAUCUCAGGUUUAAAAAGUCGAGUUUAUUUUUUUAUCCGAAAUGUAAUUUUCCAAGAGAUGCAACAUUAAUUCAACUACUUACGCUAAUUACGGAUUAACGAUAUUAUAGUAUUUCUCACAAUUUCGUACGUGAAAUUACAAUCUCGUGCCCCCUACUUUUCCUUUUGCUGCGAGAUUGUAUUAGCAUUCGCAAUAGCAUGAUGAACGGCGCUUCUGCCAUUAAGGAUAACACAUAAGCGCAGAGGUAGCUAAUUACAACUUGUCCCAUAAACAUAGUUGCCUGAAAACAAAAAAUUGAAAUAAUAAGCUUUGCUGAUAACGAACGUUCUUUAAAAAAACUUUUUUUUUAAGACUUUUACAUAUAUUUACCAAGGACAGAUACUCCAAAUGAACUGUUGUUUCGUUGUGCAGACGAAUCGAGUGUAUGAUGAAAGGAUUCAAAAGGUAAGCACAAUAUGUAAGUCUGCUAAGAGGAAUCCAGACUUUGAACGAUAGCACUUUCUUGACGAUACCUGUAAAUAGGGACCGUUUUAGGUGUAAUCAGAAAAUAUUUUUCUAAAUUGAAUUACGUGUCAUUUGUUCUAACAACGCUCGUUGGAAGCGUGAUUAAAAUUGAAAUUAAACACAA
Nylanderia fulva is the source of this 3112-nucleotide messenger RNA. It is a transcript of the gene mtm, whose product is annotated as phosphatidylinositol-3-phosphate phosphatase. Gene Ontology annotation, cellular component: cytoplasm; membrane. Gene Ontology annotation, molecular function: phosphatidylinositol-3-phosphate phosphatase activity; phosphatidylinositol-3,5-bisphosphate 3-phosphatase activity. Lineage: Eukaryota; Metazoa; Arthropoda; Insecta; Hymenoptera; Formicidae. The record is from RefSeq and is a predicted model, not a curated record. Gene Ontology annotation, biological process: phosphatidylinositol dephosphorylation.